UUCCUGCACUGCUCAGCCCGGGAUGUCCAGGAAUGAUUCACACAUGCCCCUGUCUCCAGACCAGCCCCCCAUGGAACUUGACACUGAGGGGAGGCAGCGAGACUAUAAGAAGUCCGGGCUGGGCGGGCGGCCGAGAGGAAGCCCAGGCGCAGAGGAGAUGGCCAGCUGCCUAAAAGACAUCUGGAACCGGAGAUUUCACAGAGUGGUCCUCAGAACGGCCCAGCUCCUUUGGUUCAGUGCCCUAAUCUUUGACUUAAUAAAGCAGGAAGAAGUGGCGGCGUGGACCUACCACUACAGCACGAAAGCGUAUUCGUGGAACUACUCCCGGGUGUUCUGCCAGAAGCACUACACGGACUUAGUGGCCAUCCAGAAUAAGAAGGAAAUUGCUCACCUCAAUGAGGUCAUACCCUACUCCAGCUCGUACUACUGGAUCGGGAUCCGGAAGAUCGGGGAUACAUGGACGUGGGUGGGAACCAAACAGCCCCUCACCGACGAGGCGGAGAACUGGGCUGACCACGAGCCCAACAACAAGAAGAACAACCAGGACUGCGUGGAGAUCUACAUCAAGAGCGUCUCGGCCCCCGGCAAGUGGAACGACGAGCCGUGCGGGAAGCGGAAGCGGGCGCUGUGCUACGCAGCCUCCUGCCAGGACAUGUCGUGUAGCAAGCAAGGAGAGUGCAUUGAGACCAUUGGGAACUACACCUGCUCCUGCUUCCCUGGAUUCUACGGGCCAGAAUGUGAAUAUGUCAGAAAGUGUGGGGAUCUCGAUCUCCCUCGGCAAGCAUUCAUGAACUGCAGCCACCCUCUGGGAAACUUCUCCUUCACUUCAGAGUGCAGGUUCCACUGCGCGGAAGGGUACGAACUGAAUGGGCCCAGCAAGCUGGAAUGCUUGGCUUCUGGAGCCUGGACGAGUGAGCCACCGCAGUGUGUUGCUGCCCAGUGCCCGCCCCUGAAGACUCCUGAGCGAGGAAGCAUGACCUGUCCACACUUGGCCGAGGCCUUCCUGUACGGGACCAGCUGCCACUUUAGCUGUGAAGAGGGAUUUGCAUUAGUUGGAUCGGAGGUGGUGCAGUGCGCGGCCUCAGGGGUGUGGACAGCUGCAGCCCCAGUGUGUGAAGUUGUGCAGUGUCCACUCCUGGAAGCCCCUGGCAAAGGAACCAUGGACUGUGUCCACCCCCUCUCUGCAUUUGCAUAUGGCUCCAGCUGCAAAUUUGAAUGCGAACCUGGCUACCAGGUGAGGGGCUGGGCCUCUCUCCGCUGCACGGGCUCUGGCCAGUGGACCGCACCCUCGCCAGCUUGUGAAGCCAUUGCCUGCAGGCCACUGGAGAGUCCUCUUCAUGGCAGCAUGGAUUGCUCCCCAUCCUCAGGAGCAUUCCAGGACAACACCAGCUGUACCUUCCAUUGUGCCGAGGGUUUCAAGCUGGAAGGAGCUGACCUAGUCCAGUGUACUGAGUUGGGACAGUGGACAGCGCCAGCCCCGGUGUGUCAAGCUCUGCAGUGCCAGGAUCUUCCCGCUCCAAACAAGGGGCAGGUGAACUGCUCCCACCCACUUGGUGCCUUUAGGUACGAAUCAACCUGCCGCUUCACGUGCAAUGAAGGCUCACACCUGGUGGGAGCAAGCGUGCUUCGGUGCUUGGGUUCUGGGAACUGGAGCUCUCCUCCUCCAGAAUGCCACGCCAGUACAUGCGCAGCUCUGGGAAGCCCUCGCAACGGGACAAUGACCUGCGUCCAGCCUCUGGGGGAUUCCAGUUACAGGGCCAUGUGCCGAUUCGCCUGUGAUGAAGGAUUCUCUCUAUCCGGACCACAAGUACUGGAUUGCACUCCAUCUGGACAUUGGACAGGCUCCGCACCAACUUGCGAAGCCAUCAAGUGCCCAGAAUUAUUUGCUCCAGAGCGGGGAAGCCUGGCUUGUUCUGACACGCAUAAGGAGCUCGGGGUUGGCUCCACCUGCCGUUUCUCCUGUAACAAGGGCUUGAAGCUGGAAGGAUCCAGUAAUGUUGAGUGCACAGCUUCUGGAAAAUGGACGGCACCUCCACCGACCUGCGAAGGCACAGUAACGGCUCGUACUUCAGAGGUCCAAUGCCCAGCCCUCAUCACGCCAGAGCAAGGAACCAUGUCCUGUAGGCACCAUCUGGGAAACUUUGGCUUGAACACCACUUGUUACUUUGGAUGCAAAGCUGGAUUCACACUCAUGGGAGACAGUGCUCGCAGAUGCAGACCUUCAGGACAGUGGACAGGAGGAACUCCAGCAUGUAGAGCUGUCAGAUGCUCUGAGCUGCCCGUGAUUGAACCUGGCAGCAUGAACUGCUCCAACCCCUGGGGCGGUUUCAGCUACGGAUCAACCUGUACCUUCUACUGUCCGGAGGGCCAGGUACUUAACGGCUCAGCGAGAACAGCGUGCCGAGAGAACGGCCAGUGGUCAGCUCCCAUGCCGGCCUGCCAAGCAGGGCCGUUGACAAUCCAGCAAGCCCUGACUUACUUCGGUGGAGCAGUGGCUUCUACAAUAGGUUUGGUGACGUGUGGGACACUCCUGGCUCUACUAAGAAAGCGCCUCAGACAAAAAGAUGAUGGAGAAAGCCCCUUGAACCCUCAAAGCCACCUGGGAACAUACGGAGUUUUUACAAAUGCUGCAUUUGACCCGAGCCCUUAAGAGACUGUCCUGCUGGUCUCUUCAUUCAACCUCCACAGGAUCCUAUUUUUGAACAUCAGGCUUCCUGCCAGACUUGACUUCAGCUGUAGCAUGUUUGCUGCGGUUUUCUGGAAAUACUUGUUUUAAAAGGACAUGGGGUUUCCUGUAGAUUAGUUCUGGAUGAGAGCAGAAGGAUUGUGCCACAAGCCCAGACUCUCCAGCCACCACUCCUUCCUGCUCCGCCUCUUCCUUAAGCCCCGGAAGUCGGGGCUAGAGAUCUGCCGUGGUCUGUGGGUUUUGCUGUCCCUUUCUUGACAGACUCAUUAACCAGAGACCGAAGCAUCUGGCUUACCAGAAGACCGGACUGUGGAAAAAUAAAAAUGCCUUUUUAUUUUUGGACUGGAGGAAGGCGUACGCUACUGGUUGGAAGGCAGCUGGUGUCUGUGACUUGAGGGAAUUUCUGUAAGACCUUCUGGGGUCUCCAGUGAUUGCUGUUUAUGCAGCCCUAUUACACCUGUGUCACAAGGCUUCCAGAGAAGCCUCUGGAAGGCACCAGAGAGACCAGAAUCAACAUAGAGACCAGAAUCAACAUUGUGCCAGAAGACCAAGAAUCAACAUAGGAAGCCACGUGUCCCCUUCCCUUCACUGGUCACUCUCCUCAAAAGAACCUUAAGACCAAAAUUCAAAUGUGCAAUUAAAAAGAUUCUUCCCGAA
This is a messenger RNA of Lutra lutra (Eurasian river otter), 3343 nucleotides long. It is a transcript of the gene SELP, whose product is annotated as selectin P. The record is from RefSeq and is a predicted model, not a curated record. Gene Ontology annotation, molecular function: oligosaccharide binding; sialic acid binding. The coding region runs from base 23 to 2650 and encodes 875 amino acids. The transcript is spliced from 18 exons. Gene Ontology annotation, cellular component: membrane; external side of plasma membrane. Gene Ontology annotation, biological process: leukocyte tethering or rolling; response to cytokine; heterophilic cell-cell adhesion. Lineage: Eukaryota; Metazoa; Chordata; Mammalia; Carnivora; Mustelidae.